AUGACCAAGAUCGUCCUCUCAACGGGCAAUGUCAUGUCCGCCGGCGGCCCGCCGAUUAUUCGCAAAUCGGGCAGCAAUACCAGAUCCAACCUCGAGCUCGUCAGCUCCCUCCGCGACCACUUUGCCGCUGCGCGCCACGACUAUGCGCCCGAGACCAACGGCUCCGAAUCGCCGCCCCGCGCGCCCGUAGACGCAUGGACGGAGCGCAACGGCAAGGCGCUGUACAUUCCGCGCGUCCCCGUCAAGGCGGCUGGCUUGCGCGAGGAGGCGAGCCAGUACGAGAUUACAGUCAAACUCUUCCUGCUCCCGGACACGCCCGUCGCGGAGCGCGAGCGGUACGCGCGGGAGGCGCUUGGGCUGGUGAGCAAGGAGCUCGGCGUGCAGACCAUCGAUCUGCUCGUCAUAUCCUUUCCCGGCAUGUCCUUUGAAGGAAACUGCGAGUGGGAGGCAGACAAAAUCAACGCACAGCAGGGUAACCUGGAAGACCAGCUCGCGACGUGGAAAGUGUUUGAAGAGCUGCACCGGCAAGGCGUCGCCAAGAAGCUCGGCGUAGCCGAGUUUGGCAGCGACCGGCUAGGCGAGUUUAUCAAGAGGACGACGAUCCGCCCAGCCGUCGACCAAAUCAACCUUCGCGAUUGUUGCAACGUACCGCCGCCGCUGAAGAAGCUCGCCGACGAAGCGGGCGUCGAGCUCAACGUGCACAUUGACUGCACGGAUAUCCUGCCGCGCGGGACGCUGCGAGAGCUUCUGGGCCAUGGCCCACAAGGCGCCGGCGUGCUGGCCGAUGCCGCCCACAACGGCGUCGGCCUGCAGGGCGAUAUAUUCCCACAGUGGGUGGUGCGGUACAUGGCCUUUGUUCGCGAUCGAGGAGUCAUCGAAAACAAGGGGUAUUUUGCCGGCGCGGAACUGUCCGAGCACUAG
This is a messenger RNA of Hirsutella rhossiliensis, 921 nucleotides long. Its product is annotated as aldo/keto reductase family domain-containing protein. Gene Ontology annotation, biological process: glutathione biosynthetic process. Lineage: Eukaryota; Fungi; Ascomycota; Sordariomycetes; Hypocreales; Ophiocordycipitaceae. Gene Ontology annotation, molecular function: glutamate-cysteine ligase catalytic subunit binding; enzyme regulator activity. The record is from RefSeq and is a predicted model, not a curated record. The coding region runs from base 1 to 921 and encodes 306 amino acids. Gene Ontology annotation, cellular component: glutamate-cysteine ligase complex. The transcript is spliced from 2 exons.